Lachancea thermotolerans CBS 6340 is the source of this 1170-nucleotide messenger RNA. It is a transcript of the gene TOM40, whose product is annotated as TOM complex pore protein TOM40. Gene Ontology annotation, biological process: protein import into mitochondrial matrix. Bases 1 to 1170 code for a protein of 389 amino acids. The record is from RefSeq and is a predicted model, not a curated record. Lineage: Eukaryota; Fungi; Ascomycota; Saccharomycetes; Saccharomycetales; Saccharomycetaceae. The transcript has a single exon. Gene Ontology annotation, cellular component: mitochondrial outer membrane translocase complex; mitochondrial outer membrane. Gene Ontology annotation, molecular function: transmembrane protein transporter activity.
AUGUCUGCAUCGGCACCUCUCCCUCUGGGAGACUUCUCCAAGAUCCCUGCUAUCCCAGGUGUAUCUCCUAUGACAGACUCGCAAAAAAGAGAAUCAUUUUGGUCGUCGAACCCUAUCUUCAGCUACUUGAACUCUGUUUACAACAACAUUCAUGCUCACAGACAGUCCUUGGCUCUAGUCAACCCGGGCACUAUUGAGAACCUGAACAAGGAGGUGUCACGCGAUGUGCUUGUUGGCCAAUAUUUCUUCACAGGUCUGAGAGCUGACCUAAACAAGGCAUUCUCCCUGAACCCCGCAUUCCAGACAUCGCAUACUCUGUCGGUCGGGUCUGCCAACUUGCCAAGCUACGCUUUCUCUGCUCUUUUCGCGAACGAUAACAUGUUCAUCCAGGGAAACGUCGACAACGAGCUUUCUGUCUCUGGUAGACUGAACUAUGGCUGGGACAAGAACAACAUCACCAAGGUUACUCUUCAGUUCUCGCAGGGCCAGCCAAGCAUGUGCCAGCUGGAGCAGGACUACCAGGGUUCCGACUUCUCUUUGAACUUCAAAUCUCUCAACCCCUCCGUCAAUUCGAAGGGUAUCUUUACCGGUGUUGCAGUUGGUUCGAUUUUGCAAAGUAUUACCCCACAGUUCGCCCUUGGUUUGGAAGCCAUUUUUAGCAGAGGCCAAGCUGGCAUGCCAGCUGAUGCUGCUGUCUCCUACGUCACCCGUUACGUUUCCCCAAAACAAGACUGGAUUUUCUCCGGCCAGCUGCAAGCUAAUGGUGCGCUAGUCGCAUCUUUCUGGCGUAAGGUUGCUGAAAACGUCGAGGCUGGUUUGGAAACCAGCUUGCAAGCCUCUAUGGUUCCAAUCGCCGACCCGGUUAUUGGAACCCCAAUUGGUAUUCAGCCCGCUAUCGAAGGUUCCACCACGUUGGGCUGCAAGUACGAAUACAGACAGUCCGUCUUCCGCGGUGCGAUAGAUGUCAACGGUAAGGUUGGCUGCUUCCUAGAAAGAAAGAUUCUGCCUACUUUGUCAGUUUUGUUCUCUGGUGAGAUCGACCACUUCAAGCAGGAAAGCAAAUUGGGCUGCGGUCUACAAUUUGAGACUGCUGGUAGCGAAGAACUCUUGAUGUUGCAACAAGGCUUGGACCCUAACGGCAAUCCUCUACAGGCCCCUGUGCAAGUUUAA